AUGCCCCGGCUCAUACGCCGCCAACCAUUGACAGAGCGUAUCAAAUCCUAUCUAAACCCCUUGGACUUUCUCCUAUGGCUGUCGGAAGAGAUAGAUGCAAAUGAUUGGGAUCAGUUUGAGAAGGACUGGGCACUUCCUUUGGGUGUGGCCUUAAAUGUGGUCUUUCUGAUCGCAAGAGCCAAUACUCAACCCAGUGGCGGGAGAGCCAUAGACGAUGUUUUCGGCGAAGAUGGAGGUACUCCCUGGCUCAGCUGGUUUGCUUCGUUCGUCGUUCAUCUACUCGCGUGUUUUACCGGGCUUAAUAGUCUCUAUACAUUUUACCGCAAACGACACUAUCGCAUGUUUGAAGCAUCAAUUGAUCGCGCACCUGCGACACCAUCGGCUCACCGUGUACGUGUUGACUCAACUCCAGCCUCACCGCUGCGAUACUUUGCAAAUGCGAUUUCCGGGUCGGCACGUUCAAGAGCGCACCCCGAUGCGCAGCGCGACGUGUGGGAACUUGCCGUGUGGGACCCUCUACCGAUAUGUUUGCGGUUGUUCUGCCUUUUUAGCCCCGGGCACGUUUUAGUUUACUGGCUUUUCCUGCCUACACAACUGUCAGAUCCUCGACCAAGUGUUACCAUUGUGACGACAAUCUUUUUGACAACGCUUUUGUCAGUACAGAUGACAUUUCUAUCAUCCUCUUUUAAGCAACAGGCCAAGGAUUCUACCCUGGUACAUAAAGAAGUGUUGAAAGAGUAUGACACAAAAUAUGUACAUCCUCGAACUCAGCCUUUAAUGAGAGAUGUCGGUACUCAAUUUUCUGGCGCAGAUGUCACCCAAUCCGGCUCCAAAUCCAAAUCUAACAAAGUGGACACUUAUACUCCAACAUUCAUUGUCCAGCGGGGGUUCAAGACCAGCCCGAACCCCAACUACCUUAAACACGUUGACCCGGAUGGUAUUUCUUCUGGGCGUCAAUCACUAGCUGGAACCCCUUCUGGCCCGUCUCAAUACCAAGGCUCACUGCAAACACCAAGUCAUUUGCGGGACACUUCUCCUAUUGUUCGAGGUCCGAUCUCGUCAAUUCGGCAGCCGCAGUUUCGUCAAACCCCUACCGCCACGGGAGAUGGUGGCAGUCUUGGUAUCUACUCGCAUGCUAAUUCUCCGUUGAGGAAAUCAAGUUCCACGAACUUUGACCGCCGUCUCCGAAGUACUGGGGAUUUCUUUUAUAGGGAGCGAGGUGGAAGUCCAAUGAAGAAGCCGUCUAGCCCGCUGAAGAGAAGCAAUGUUCCUGGUGACGCGAGCGCCAUUGCGUCAGGUUCAAGACGAAGUCAUCUCGACUUACGUCGCCAGACAGGAAGGUUCUAA
This is a messenger RNA of Aspergillus oryzae RIB40, 1347 nucleotides long. Its product is annotated as Nur1/Mug154 family protein. The transcript is spliced from 2 exons. The record is from RefSeq and is a predicted model, not a curated record. Bases 1 to 1347 code for a protein of 448 amino acids. Lineage: Eukaryota; Fungi; Ascomycota; Eurotiomycetes; Eurotiales; Aspergillaceae. Gene Ontology annotation, biological process: maintenance of rDNA; regulation of exit from mitosis.